GGACGUUUGCGCGGUGGUGGUGAUGACAAUGACGACGCAUCAGAUCCAUCUCAACCACCCACACCACGACUCGCAAAACGAACUCUGAAGCUGGGUCUACCGAAGGUGCCCAACGUCAACGAAGAUACAUGCUGUAAAUGAUGUUGAAGAUCUCUCCGCAGUAAUGACCGUCAAACUGAUCGAAAAAAGCAAUUGAGCAGCCCAGAAUCGAGUCAACCACACUCACCUCAACAAGCAGUCCGACGAGCACAUCCGCAACCAUGUCUAGCGAAUCCAGAUUCCAUAUGGGGGCAGGAUUCCGACGUAUCAAAUUGCGCAAAGGUGUCCAAAGAUCGGAUGACUUUUAUCGUGCACCCGAGCUCAAAGUGAGAGGUAGGACCAUGGAGCGAAAGUUGGGAGGCCAGCAAGAGGUCAUCGGGCUUGGAAUCGACACUUGGGAGGAACCCAGCAGCGAGUGGCAAGACAUGGAUGAUGAGAUGACGGAUGACCCAAGGAUUCAGGAUUACUCGUCCAGACCUCCAAUCCGUGAGGUUCGUCUCAAGGCGAAAGAGGUGCCGCGGCUUCCACAGCUCCCACACUAUGGCGAUCCAGUUGAGGCGAUUCAGCAAGUUCUCGUACACGGUGGAUUACUGCUCCGAGCAGGACACGAUGGACUCUUACGAGUGACUCCUGAGCAUGUGCUUGUGGUCAGAGAGAAAGUCGCACGCGAACGCAGACGCGAACAUGAAGAGAAAGAACAGCACGAGCGCGAACUAGAUCAAUUUGUCGCUACCUUUGAGCGACUUCAGCACACGAAACAGCUCGAGCCUGACAGAUCCGUAGAGCAGGUUAUUGCCGAGAUAGCAGAGGCUGCACGCGACUUCGACGGAGCAUCCGCAGAAGUACCAAACAACGACGGCGCAGUAGAGACGAGCCCGCGAUUCACACAGCCAUACAGUAGCUAUAUCGUUCGGUCGAACAGCGAAUCAGACAGCGACGGCGACAAAAAGUCUGACACUUCGGUACGCACAGCCAUCAGGGAGCGAGACGGUGGAACGACACCGACCCCCGGCAAGAGCCCAACGUCACUGGCCCUGGUCACCCGUCCUCUGCCACCGACUCCCACCUUCCCUAGCUCGGAUUUUCUUCUCAACUCCAGCAGCCCCGACGACCAUGAGGAAUUCAUCUCGCUGAACGAUCCCAACAUCACUCAUCACCUCGCCCGCGCCCUUCACAACAUCUAUUCUCGAUCCAUCUCCAUGGCCGCACAGAACCCUGCUAUGGCCAACUCGGCCCCAUACACUCUUGGGGGCAAUAUGCCUGCAGCCGGUCACCACAGCGAUAUGCAACACAUCUGGUCGUUGGUGCAAGAAUUGAGCCAGGUCUUGCAACAGAAUCGCGAGAACUAUGACGAACUCCAAGAGGGCCUCACACGUGCCCAGACCACCAGACCUGUUGAGAAUGGAGUCUUGCCGAAUGGAGAUGCAAACGACUCUCAUGUCCCUCAUGCUUCCCCUGAUGCCGACACAAGCGCUCUGCAAGCCCAACUGUCCGACGCCUUGUCUCGCAUCAACGAGCUAGAAGCAGAAUGCAAGGAUGCCAACGACGUCAUUGAUUACGCCGAAGACAUUGUUCAGAAGUUCAAAACACAGAUUCAAGAGUACGCUCGUAACCACCAGAGCGCAACCAUCGCUUUACACGCACACUACAACUCGUUACUCGAAACGUCACGCAACGAAACCAUCCAAGCCCAGCUUACGCACCAAGCCUGGCAAGCCUCAUUAAUGCGCCUAUCCGAAUACCUGCGUCUAGCUCAGCGUGCUCACGAGGAAGGAGCACUGCCGUACCGCCGUCGUAUCGCUGCGUUGAAAGAAGAGAACCGCAUCUUACGCGCCAAAGCUGGAUGGGAGCCUGCUAGCGAGAGCGAACACAGUGAUGAUGAGGAUGAUGUCUUUGGCGAGGCUAUCGAGGCAGAGUCUUCUUGAUGAGUGUACAUUUGUUGAAAGGAGAUUAUGCAUUGCAUCAAUCAGCAUGGGUAUAACAUGGAGUUCAGGGCGAAGGGAGUGGUCAGAGGGAUCUGCUCUUUGGUGCUGAUGCAAUUGGCAUGGAUAGCCCUCAGUGCGUACGGACUCAAAUCGCAUUAUAGAUCGAAUCAAAUCCGUCAAACCUGUCAAAGCUCAUACCCGUGCGCGGA
Messenger RNA from Aureobasidium subglaciale EXF-2481, 2173 nucleotides. RefSeq lists its product as uncharacterized. Bases 261 to 1964 code for a protein of 567 amino acids. Lineage: Eukaryota; Fungi; Ascomycota; Dothideomycetes; Dothideales; Saccotheciaceae. The transcript is spliced from 5 exons. The record is from RefSeq and is a predicted model, not a curated record.